UUUAACGCAUCACCAUUUUCAAGAUGGCGGCCAUUUCUAAGCAAGAGUACCUCAAGCGUUAUAUGUCCAAUUCCGAAGGUGAAAAAAAGAAGAAGAGGAAGAAAGUUCCCAAGACCUCUUCAAGAUAUCCAAAAUCUAUCAUUGUGGAUGAUGAUAUCGAUAUCAGAGAUAUCAAAGUCCAUGAUUCCGCACAAGACGUGAAUGAACUGGAAGGCGAUGUUGACGAAGCUCCAGCAGUUUUUGAAGAAGAUGGUAUAACAAAAGUAUCAAUAGAAUCAUUCAAGAAAAGAGAGGAAGACCAUAGAAACAAGUGGGCGCCAAUAAGUAGAGCGACUCAGUCAUAUAGAGAGGAAGAGGAUAGGUUAAAUUUUGAGAGUGAGAACCCAACACCACGAAUAACAGGCAGAAAGAGACUGGAUACACCUGACUUGUCUCCUCGACGUGGUGGAGGUGUUUACAACUCAGACCAAUCGCCACCUAGGAAGAAAUCUUCGCAUAGAGCUGUAAGAGAUUCACCUUCAGUCCAUAAUGGGAGGCAAGAUGCCUCUCCUGCAGCAGAUCAGAGUCCUCCAAGAGCAAGGCGGAGAAGGCAUGAUUCUGGUGAUUCUCUACCAGAGCAGUCACAAGAUCACAGUCUUGACUCACCACGGUUACAAGAAAGUCCCAAUAGGUCUCCUGUGAGGAGACGUAGGAAUGAUUCUUCUGACCUUUCACCUCCCAGGUCGGAACUGAAUAAAGAAUUGGAUCAAUCACCGCUAAGGAAAAGAGCAAAUAGUGAGUCUGAUCAGUCACCUGUUAGAAAACGUGCAAACAGUGAAUCUGAUCAGUCACCCCCUAGAAAACAUGGUAAUGGUGAUUCAGACCAGUCACCACCAAGAAGACAAAAAAAACCUGAUAGGAGAGACAUAAGAACAGAAAGUGGGAAACAAAAGAGAGCAGAUAAACGUGAAGAAAGAAUGGCUAGUGGACAGAAAGCUGGUCUUCUGAGUGGAAGUGACUUGAAGCGAGAAAAUGAAAGGAAACGGCAGAGAGAAGCUGAAAUGUUUGCUACAAUGGAUCCAAGUAUAUCAGGCAAAGGUUCAGAAACAGUGUACCGUGAUAAAAUGGGAAGAAAAAAGGACAUCAAGUUAGAGAGAAUUAAAAGAAGGGAGGAGGAAAGAAAGGAGACAGAAGAGAAUGAGAAAUUUAUGGAGUGGGGAAGAGGGGUAGCACAAACUAGAGAAAAUGAGGAAAAAGUUGCUGAUUAUCUACAUGAAGUGGAUAAACCACUGGCUCGGUACCGUGAUGAUGUUGACCUAGAUAAAAUGUUGAAAGAUCAGGAAAGAGAUGAUGAUCCAAUGUUGGCUUACAUGAAGCAGAAAAAGGCUAAACAGAAUGUAAUGGAAGGAAAGAAAGAAAAACCUGUGUACAAGGGCCCAGAUCCUCCCCCAAACAGAUUUAACAUCAGACCAGGAUACCGCUGGGAUGGUGUGAACCGCUCGAAUGGCUUUGAGAACAAACGAUUUGCCAUGUUAGCCAACAAAGCUGCUGCACAGACAGAUGCAUAUAAAUGGAGCACUGAAGAUAUGUGAUUGGGGCAGUACAUCAGUUGAAACAGAAGCUAUUUUUUAGUGCAGAAUGUAUUUUUUGCAUGGUUGAGUGGAUGCUAUAUGUCCAGCUGUGAUGUAUAUGUUUGAUGUCGAUGACAAUAAAAUUUUAG
Molecule: messenger RNA, 1699 nt
Organism: Pocillopora verrucosa
Lineage: Eukaryota; Metazoa; Cnidaria; Anthozoa; Scleractinia; Pocilloporidae
Product: BUD13 homolog
Biological process (GO): mRNA splicing, via spliceosome
Cellular component (GO): U2-type spliceosomal complex; RES complex
Molecular function (GO): RNA binding
Source: RefSeq, a predicted model, not a curated record